AUGCGUUUCACUUCAAUGGCGGUCAUGGCCGGCUCGGCCCUGGCUUUUGAUGCCGCCUAUCCCCCUCCCAACAACUACGCCGCCCCUGCCGGGGCCAUGACCAGCGUCGCCGCCAACCCUCAGCCCGAGUCCCCCUCGACCGUCUACUCCACCAAGGUCCAUACCAUCAUUUCUUGCGGACCUGAGGUUGUCAACUGCCCGGCUCACAGCACCGUCGUCUCCACCGAGAUGCUCCCAGCCAACACCGCCGUUUCUCCUGGUGCUGCGGGCCCCGGUCAACCCGCCUACCCUCAGCCGGCUCCCCAGGCUUCUCAGCCCGCUGCCUACCUCCAGCCUGCCCCCGAAGCUUCGCAGCCUGCUCCUGAGGCGCCCCAGCAGCCCGCCCCCGAAUCCCCUGGGCAGUCCGCCUACCCUCAGCCUGCCCCCGAGGCUUCUCAGCCCACUGGCUACCCCCAGCCUGCUCCUGAGGCUUCUCGGCCCGCUGGCGGCCUCCCCAAUCCCGUCCCCGGUGCUGCCAUGCCCACCGGUGCCGGUUCUGGUGCCGUUCCUACUGCCGGUGCUGUCUGCCCUGCCAGCUCCGUCACCGCCAUCACCAAGACAUACACCACCGUCCUGACGUCGGUCGAGUACUCCACCAUCCAGACCGAGGGUCCUUGCGCGGCUGCGACCCAGGUUCCUCAAGUCCCCCAGGGGCCUAAUGGUCCUCAAGCUCCCCAGGGCCCCAACGGUCCUCAGGGACCCGUCGGCACUGGUGUCCCCGUGGCCCCUCCCGCUGCCUACCCCCCCAGUGCGAACACUCCUCCCAUGGGCAACAGCACGUAA
Hirsutella rhossiliensis is the source of this 822-nucleotide messenger RNA. RefSeq lists its product as uncharacterized. The coding region runs from base 1 to 822 and encodes 273 amino acids. NCBI's taxonomy places the organism in Eukaryota, Fungi, Ascomycota, Sordariomycetes, Hypocreales, Ophiocordycipitaceae. The record is from RefSeq and is a predicted model, not a curated record. The transcript has a single exon.